CCACGGUGGGCGGGGCUCCCGCUGGCUCGGGCGCUUCCUGCUCGCCCCCUCCCCGCGGCGCCCCCCGCGGCCCCGCCGCCCCCCGCCCGCCCGCGGCCCGGGAUGUCGGACCCCAGCUACUGGACGGCGGGGGCGGCUGGCCACCGGGGCCGCCUCGCCAGGGGCGCGCUGCUGCAGCGCUCCAAAAGCUGCCGCAGCGGGAACCGUAAAAGCCUGGUGGUGGGCACGCCCUCGCCCACUCUCUCCCGGCCACUGUCGCCACUGUCGGUGCCCACAGGCAGCAGCCCCCUGGAGAGCCCCCGAAACUUCUCGGCCGCCUCUGCUGUCAACUUCCCUUUCGCCCGCAGCCACCUCCCCCGCACAGACAGGGCUGACGGGCGAAGAUGGUCCCUCGCAUCCCUGCCGUCCUCAGGCUAUGGGACCAACACGCCCAGCUCCACCGUCUCGUCCAGCUCCUCCUCAAGAGAGCGCCUGCACCAGCUUCCCUUCCAGCCCACGCCGGACGAGCUGCACUUCCUGUCCAAGCACUUCCGCAGCUCGGAGAGCGUGGUGGACGACGAGGGCGGCCGCUCGCCCCGCCUGCGCCCUCGCUCCCGCAGCCUCAGCCCGGGCCGUACCUCGGGGACUUUCGACAAUGAGAUCGUCAUGAUGAACCAUGUGUACCGGGAGCGGUUCCCCAAGGCCACGGCGCAGAUGGAGGGCCGUCUGCGCGACUUCCUGGCCACCUUCGAGCCAGGUGCGCAGCUGGCGCUGGCGGAUGGGGUUCUGGGCUUCAUCCACCACCAGGUCGUGGAGCUGGCCCGAGACUGCCUGGCCACGUCCGGGGAGGCCCUCGUCACCUCCCGCUACUUCCUCGAGAUGCAGGAGAAGCUCGAGCGUCUGCUGCAGGACGCCCACGCGCGCUCGGACAGUGAGGAGGUGGGCUUCGUGGCCCAGCUGGUGCGUAAACUGCUCAUCAUCAUCUCGCGUCCGGCCCGGCUGCUCGAGUGCCUGGAGUUCGACCCUGAGGAGUUUUAUCACCUGCUGGAGGCAGCGGAGGGCCAGGCCCGGGAGGGCAGUGGCAUCAGCUCCGACCUGCCUCGCUACAUCGUGCGCCAGCUGGGGCUCGCCCGGGACCCGCUGGAAGAGAUGAGUCACCUACAUGAGAAAGCGCCACCCCCCGCUGCCCCCGAGUCCCCCCAGAACCGCGCCCUGGGGGGCCCGUUAAGGAGGAAGCCGUGUGAGAGCGACUUUGAGACUAUCAAGUUGAUCAGCAACGGGGCCUAUGGGGCCGUGUACCUGGUGCGGCACCGUGACAGCCGGCAGCGCUUUGCCAUCAAGAAGGUCAACAAGCAGAACCUGGUCCUGCGCAACCAGGUGCAUCAGGCCUUCGUGGAGCGCGACAUCCUCACCUUCGCGGAGAACCCCUUCGUGGUCGGCAUGUUCUGCUCCUUCGAGACGCGCCGCCACCUCUGCAUGGUCAUGGAGUACGUGGAAGGUGGGGACUGCGCCACGCUGCUCAAGAACAUGGGUCCGCUGCCGGUGGACAUGGCCAGGCUGUACUUCGCCGAGACGGUGCUGGCACUCGAGUACCUGCACAACUACGGCAUCGUGCACCGCGACCUCAAGCCCGACAACCUGCUCAUCACCUCGCUCGGCCACAUCAAGCUGACGGACUUCGGCCUGUCCAAGAUCGGCCUCAUGAGCAUGGCCACCAACCUGUACGAGGACCACAUUGAAAAGGACACGCGGGAGUUCGUGGACAAGCAGGUGUGCGGGACUCCCGAGUACAUCGCCCCGGAGGUCAUCUUCCGCCAGGGCUACGGCAAGCCGGUGGACUGGUGGGCCAUGGGCGUGAUUCUCUACGAGUUCCUGGUGGGCUGCGUGCCGUUCUUCGGAGACACCCCGGAGGAGCUCUUUGGGCAGGUGGUCAGCGAUGAGAUCAUGUGGCCCGAGGGGGAGGAGGCCCUUCCGGGGGACGCGCAGGACCUCAUCACCAAGCUGCUCCGGCAGAGCCCCCUGGACCGGCUGGGCACAGGUGGCACCCAUGAGGUCAAACAGCAUCCCUUCUUCUGGUCCCUGGACUGGGCAGGGCUGCUGCGUCACAAGGCGGAGUUUGUGCCCCAGCUGGAGGCUGAGGAUGACACCAGCUACUUUGACACACGCUCGGAGCGGUACCGCCACUUGGCCUCAGACGACGAGGAAACCAAUGACGAGGAGUCAUCCACAGAGAUCCCCCAGUUCUCCUCCUGCUCCCACCGCUUCAGCAAGGUCUACAGCAGCUCCGAGUUCCUGGCCGUGCAGCCCGCCCCCACCUUCGCCGAGAGAAGCUUGAGUGAGGACCGAGAUGACAGCUGGGAGCACGGCCCCAUAGAUUACCGUCGGCGUCUGAGCUCCGACAUCCCCAGGAUGAAGCCCUCCGGCCCCCAGCAAGAGCAGCCGGCCCUGCUCAGCACUGUCGGCUUGAACGUCAUGCCUAAGUUCGCCUUCUCCUCCGAGGACGAGGUGGCCAGCCCUGCCCCCGCAAAGCCCGUCUUCAUCCUGGGGGAGCCCGACCCACCCCCAGCAGCGCCCCCAGGGAAGCCCAAGCCAUCUAGUCUCUCCGCUGACCCCGCGGCACUGAGCCAGGCGCGCCUGCGCAGUAACAGCACCGGGGCGCGCCACUGCACCCCGCGGGCGCUGGAGGCCGGGCGCGCGCGCAGGCUAGGGGCGCCCAGGGACCCCGAGAAGGCGAGGAACCCCGCCAGCCGGGUCCCCAAGUCGGCGUCCGUGUCUGCCCUGUCGCUCAUCGUCACCGCAGACGACGGCGGCGGUGCCCUCAUGAGCCCGCUGUCCCCGCGGUCACUGUCCUCCAACCCGUCGUCGCGGGACUCGUCGCCCAGCCGGGACCCCUCCCCGGGAUGCGGGCCACGGCCCCCCGUGCUCAUCCGCAGCUGCGGGAAGAAGUUCGGCUUCAGCCUCCGCGCCAUCCGCGUCUACAUGGGCGACAGCGACGUCUACGCCGUGCACCACGUGGUCUGGAGCGUGGAGGAGGGGAGCCCCGCUCAGGAGGCCGGGCUGCGGGCCGGCGACCUCAUCACGCACGUGAACGGGGAGUCCGUGCUGGGCCUGGUGCACAUGGACGUGGUGGAGCUUCUGCUCAAGAGCGGCGGCUCUCUGACCCUGCGCACCGCGGCCCUGGAGGACACCAACAUCCGCGAGGGACCUGCUCGCAGGGGUGGGGCCGCGGGGCGCCUGGCGCGGAGGACCAAGCGGGGCCGGCGGAGGGAGCCCCAAGACCGGCGCAGGUCGGUGUUGAGGAAGCCGUCGCCGCAGGCGCCCGCCCUGCACCCCAGCCGCAGCUUCUCCGCGGGCCUGCACCACUCCGUGUCCUCCGGCGACAGCCUGCCCGGCUCGCCCACGCACGGCCUCACCCCGGGGCCGCCCACGCCCGACGGGCCGCCAGACGGCGCGUCCCCGCCCGGCGGCUCCCCCGGCUCCAGCGGCCCCGCGUCACCCGCCCCCGCGCCGCACGCGCGUCCCAGCUCCCUGCACGGCCUGGCCGCCAAGCUGGGGGCGCCGCGGGGCCCGGGCGGCCGGCGCAAGUCCACCAGCAGCAUCCCACCGUCCCCGCUGGCCUGCCCGCCCGCCGCGCCCGCGCCCCGCGCCCCGUCCCCGCUGCCCGGUCACCCCACGCGCUCCCCGCGCCUGCGCCGCGGACAGUCGGCUGACAAGCUGGGGGCCUGCCCGGGGGAGGCGGCGCGCCGGGCACGAGGCGCGGACAGCGAGUUGGUGGUCAUGCGCCGCCUGCACCUGUCGGAGCGCCGGGACUCCUUCAAGAAGCAGGAGGCGGUGCAGGAGGUCAGCUUCGACGAUGACAAUGCCGCGCCCAAGUCCGCAGGCAGCCGGGAGGGUGGCCUGGAGGAGGCGGGCCUGGACUGAGCAGACUGUCUCUGGGGACCCCGUGGAGGGCGGUCUGGACAUGGGGCGCCGGAACUGAUCCCUGGGACCCCAAACACGAUGACAAGAAUGGAAGGGUGGGACUGACCCCUGCUGCACUGGGGGGGGGGACCCCACGGAGGUCACCCUGGAAUGGGGAGGACUGACGGCCCCCGUAGUCAGGACCCCAUGGGAGGCACCUUGGACUGGGGGUCUGGGCUCAUACCCCACUGUGCCCCGGGACCCUGCAGAGGGCAGCCUGGACUGGGGGGCGAGACUGGCCCCUACUGCUCCUGGGGACCUCUUGGAGGUCACCUGAAAUGGGAGGACUGACCCCCCUAGUGCUCCCCGGGACCCCACAGAAGGGACCCUGGCCUUGGGGAGCUGGGAGUGACCCCCAGUGUCUCCUGGGGACCCCUAACAGGGCGGUCGGGACUGAGGGCAGCUCUGACCACUGGGCUCCCACAUAGUGCGGCCUGGAGGUGGGGCCUUGAAUGACCACCCACCCACCCCCAGGGAUCCUGUGAAGGGCACCCUGGAGGCAGGGGCAGGGGGCACUGAGAAUGAGCCCACCGCUAUCUCCUGGGAGUCCACAAAGGGUGCCCUGGAGAGGGGCCUGGAAUGACACCCCCACUGUCCCCUGGGGGGACCCCCACCCUCCUAGGCUUGUAAAUAAUGCCCCCCACUAAUUUAUUACUUUUAUAAGCUCUGCCCGCUGCCGCACCACAGCCAUCCAGACCCCUUGUCCGUGUUUCUGUGAAUCCCAGAAGAGCGUUUUUGGGGUCCCCUCUGGGAGGGAACUCCAGUGAGACCCCUCCCCCGGGGGGGCAGUGUGGAUCUUGGAGCCUCUGCACAGCUUCCUCUCCUCCAAGCCUCAAUUUCCCCACAGCAUUUGUGGGGUGCACCCCCCAGUGUGCGAGUGACGCCCAGGCCAGAUGCAUGUGAGCAGGGGGGCUGGUGUCCCCCGGACCCCGUGCUGAGCUGCCUGGCUUGGAGCCACCGCAAAUAAAAGCCCUGUGACCAA
This is a messenger RNA of Erinaceus europaeus (western European hedgehog), 4921 nucleotides long. It is a transcript of the gene MAST3, whose product is annotated as microtubule associated serine/threonine kinase 3. NCBI's taxonomy places the organism in Eukaryota, Metazoa, Chordata, Mammalia, Eulipotyphla, Erinaceidae. Bases 103 to 3900 code for a protein of 1265 amino acids. Gene Ontology annotation, biological process: peptidyl-serine phosphorylation; intracellular signal transduction. Gene Ontology annotation, molecular function: magnesium ion binding; protein binding; ATP binding. The record is from RefSeq and is a predicted model, not a curated record. The transcript has 27 exons.